This is a messenger RNA of Triplophysa rosa, 1066 nucleotides long. RefSeq names its product heat shock protein, alpha-crystallin-related, 1 (gene hspb1). Gene Ontology annotation, molecular function: protein folding chaperone. The transcript is spliced from 3 exons. Gene Ontology annotation, biological process: protein refolding; response to heat. The record is from RefSeq and is a predicted model, not a curated record. Bases 71 to 727 code for a protein of 218 amino acids. NCBI's taxonomy places the organism in Eukaryota, Metazoa, Chordata, Actinopteri, Cypriniformes, Nemacheilidae.
AAUCCCAGAGCUCCCAAACAGGAGGCAGAACUCGCCUGGAAACUUUCCGAGCAACUCACAAACUUCAGUCAUGGCGGAAAGACGCAUUCCUUUCAGCUUCAUGCAAUCUCCGUCCUGGGACCCUUUCCGGGACUGGUACCAGGGCAGCAGGAUCUUCGAUCAGACCUUCGGAAUGCCGCACCUCUCCGAGGAGCUGCCCACCUUUCCCAGCACGCACUGGCCGGGAUACAUUCGGCCCUUCGGACAUCCCGAUAUGGCCUCCUUGAUGCACAUGAGUCAGAUGCCCAUGUCCCCCCCAGCGGCCAUGAUGCAGCCCCCGGUGAUGCCCUCCACUUACGGCCGGGCCCUUUCCCGACAGCUGAGCUCUGGAAUGUCGGAGAUAAAGCAGACGCAGGACUCGUGGAAGAUCAGCCUGGACGUGAACCACUUUUCACCGGAGGAGCUGUGCGUCAAGACCAAAGAUGGAGUGGUGGAGAUUACUGGCCAGCACCAAGAAAGGAAAGAUGAGCACGGUUUUGUGUCCAGAAGUUUCACCAGAAAAUACACUCUGCCCUCUGGUGUUGACUCAGAGAACAUCAGCUCGUCUCUGUCUCCUGAAGGAGUUCUGACCGUUGAAGCCCCACUGCCCAAACCGGCCAUCAUGGCCUCUGAGAUCAACAUCCCUGUUAACACAGUCAGCAGCGUCGCCUCGGGAAAGAGCGACAGCACAGCAGCGAAAAAACCUUGAGCUCCACAACACACACAAGCUGCAACUGGUUCACAUAAAUUAAAUAUCUUGCAUGAAUAGAGUGUACAAUAUGGGUGAAUCUCUUCAAGAACAUUAAUAAGGAACGUAUUUAUUGUACUGAAUUUAACUUCACAACAUAGAACACACAGUCACAUUUUCUUUAUGCAAAAUAUAAUUUCUUAUUUUUUCCCCCUUAAGUUUAUGGGGUAAAAUAGGAUUUUUUACUGGAGCCUGAAUUAUGUAGGCCUACUGCUUUUCACAGCAUUCUAAAAAAGUUUGUCAAAACCCUUCAUUGUUACGUAACAACUUCAUCUCAAUAAACUGUCCAAAUUGCUUUAA